This is a messenger RNA of Solanum dulcamara, 1770 nucleotides long. RefSeq names its product deoxyhypusine synthase. Bases 187 to 1395 code for a protein of 402 amino acids. Lineage: Eukaryota; Viridiplantae; Streptophyta; Magnoliopsida; Solanales; Solanaceae. Gene Ontology annotation, molecular function: deoxyhypusine synthase activity. The transcript has 8 exons. Gene Ontology annotation, cellular component: cytoplasm. The record is from RefSeq and is a predicted model, not a curated record. Gene Ontology annotation, biological process: peptidyl-hypusine biosynthetic process.
UGAUCAAUUUUAGGCCAUAUUUAACCCUCUUACCCCCAAUCAACAAAAGAUGUGGGCAUGGGCCUCUAGCAAAAUGAUCAGAAACAGGCCCGUUUCGAAGAGACCGAUUUAAACUCGCGUUUUGAAAACGCAAAACUCGCCGCGCAGUCGUGUACGCUGUACUGUACAUAAUCUUCGUCUGCAAUAAUGGGAGAGGACAACAUCAUGGACUCAGUAAGAUCGGUAGUUUUCAAAGAAUCCGAAAAUCUUGAAGGCUCUUGCACAAAAAUCGAGGGCUACGACUUCAAUAAAGGCGUUAACUAUGCUGAGCUUUUCAAGUCCAUGGUUUCCACUGGUUUCCAAGCUUCUAAUCUUGGUGACGCCAUUGAAAUUGUUAAUCAAAUGCUAGAUUGGAGGCUUUCACAUGAGCUGCCCAUGGAGGAUUGCAGUGAAGAAGAAAGAGAUGUUGCAUACAGAGAGUCAGUAACCUGCAAAAUCUUUUUGGGGUUCACUUCAAACCUUGUUUCUUCUGGUGUUAGAGACACCGUCCGCUACCUUGUUCAGCACCGUAUGGUUGAUGUUGUGGUUACUACAGCUGGUGGUAUUGAAGAGGAUCUCAUAAAAUGCCUUGCACCAACCUACAAGGGCGACUUCUCUUUACCUGGAGCUGUUCUACGAUCGAAAGGAUUGAACCGUAUUGGUAACUUAUUGGUUCCUAAUGACAACUACUGCAAAUUUGAAAAUUGGAUCAUCCCAAUUUUUGACCAAAUGUAUGAGGAGCAGAUUAAUGAGAAGGUUCUAUGGACACCAUCUACAGUCAUUGCGCGCCUGGGUAAAGAAAUUAAUGAUGAAACCUCAUAUUUGUAUUGGGCAUACAAGGUGGGAAUAUUGGGGGUUGGGUUGGGGAUAUCUUCUGAAAUACCCAGCUCUCUUUCCAAAGGGAGUUAUCAAUUGAAACAAAACCGGAUUCCUGUAUUCUGUCCUGGUUUGACGGAUGGAUCACUAGGUGACAUGCUAUACUUCCAUUCUUUCAAAAAGGGAGAUCCAGAUCUUAAUCCUGGUCUAGUCAUAGACAUUGUUGGAGAUAUUAGGGCCAUGAAUGGUGAAGCUGUCCAUGCUGGUUUGAGGAAGACGGGAAUGAUUAUCCUAGGUGGAGGGCUGCCUAAGCACCAUGUUUGCAAUGCCAAUAUGAUGCGCAAUGGUGCAGAUUUUGCCAUCUUCAUUAACACUGCACAAGAGUUUGAUGGUAGUGACUCGGGUGCCCGUCCUGAUGAAGCUGUAUCAUGGGGAAAGAUACGUGGUGGUGCCAAGACCGUGAAGGUGCAUUGUGAUGCAACAAUUGCAUUUCCCAUAUUAGUAGCUGAGACAUUUGCAGCUAAGAACAAGGAAUUUUCCCAGAUAAGGUGCCAAGUUUGAACAUUGAGGAAGCUGUCCUUCCAACUACAUAUGAAUUGCUAACUUUUGAAGCCAACUUGCUAGUGUGCAGCACCAUUUAUUCUGCAAACGACUAGAGAGGAGGGUAUAUUCAUGUACCCCGAGUUAGACAACAUCCUGUAUGGUUCAAUUAAAUUAUCCCCCUCCCCCCCUUCACACCAUGUUAUUUAGUUCUCUUCCUCUUCUAAAGUGGAGAACUCAGAGAUGUGCAUAUGUUUUGAAUCAUGUUGUAUCAUAUAUUAUGUGUUUGAGAGGUUGGUAAGAACUGACGAGUCCUCUUACCAUAUAGAUGAUCGAUCCUUGUACUAUGAGAUUUAAACAUGUUAUUGAUUACUGACACAGAUUUCUUUUUUAGUC